Mollisia scopiformis is the source of this 2508-nucleotide messenger RNA. RefSeq lists its product as uncharacterized. The record is from RefSeq and is a predicted model, not a curated record. The transcript is spliced from 4 exons. Gene Ontology annotation, cellular component: telomerase holoenzyme complex. Gene Ontology annotation, molecular function: protein binding; telomerase RNA binding; telomeric repeat DNA binding. Bases 1 to 2508 code for a protein of 835 amino acids. NCBI's taxonomy places the organism in Eukaryota, Fungi, Ascomycota, Leotiomycetes, Helotiales, Mollisiaceae. Gene Ontology annotation, biological process: nuclear-transcribed mRNA catabolic process, nonsense-mediated decay.
AUGGUAUCCCCUGUCGAGGAAAGAUGGAAGUAUGCGCAAAAAGUAGAGACAAACUUGCAGAAGCUGCUCAAGAACAAGGAAGAGUACCCUUCUUACAAUGAUAUCGAGCACCUCAUUCGAGAGUUCCGUAUUGCAUGCGAAGCCGUGAUCUUCCUCGAUUUCAAACAUGCUGUCUCCGUUAAGGUCGAACAAAGACUCUGGGAUGCCCAUGUCUUGAUCAAUAGCCGUUACCGCACGAUGCUGGAAGGUCUCCGCAAGCCAAAUAAGAAGCAACAUUCGGUUGAAAAGCGCAAUGUGGAGAAACACUAUGUGGACUUCAUCAAGACCAGUCAAUUCUUCUACAAAGGUUAUAUUCAGCGACUCGCAUCCCACUUCUCAGCCAUGGACGGUCUCCGUCGAAUUGCCCACCGCCUCUCUCUGGAAACCCUGACGGCCGACGAACGUGUCCGUGUUACACCUAAGUUGAAGGAACUGAUCGAGACAUCGUGUCACUCCUCUCUCUUGCGCUUGGGUGACUUGUCUCGUUAUCGCAAUCAAGUUAGGGUCAAGGACCGCAGCUGGGAGGCAGCCAUGGGUUAUUACACCUUAGCCAAUGAUCUCUGCCCCGACAAAGGCAGCGCCCACAACCAGAUGGCUGUUAUUGCUCUUGCUGAUGGAAACCAUUUGAACGCUGUCUAUCAUCUAUUCCGAGCUAUUGCCGUUAAGGAGGCACACCCUCUUGCUAGAGGUAAUCUAGGCAUUGAAUUCAAGAAGGUCAUUAGUGCCUGGAAGCAUAAUCGUCCUCAUGGCAAGACCGACAGUCUGUCAACUCUGAUUUCGUGGUUCGUUCUUCUUCAGGCUAGAUUUCAUGAAGGACAAGAGUUCUCUUUGCGGGAAGAACUUGAACAGGAAGUUCUAUCUCGACUGGCAUUACUUCUCAGAGAACAAUCAUUCCCAGAUGUCCUCGAAAAGAUCGUUAUUGUCAGCAUAGCUGCCCAAGCAUUUGCUGGACAGAAAGUCUCUGAACAAUCCCAGGAGUCUAGUUUGGAUCUGAAGUCUUACUACUUCUGUCUUGAAUUCAAUGUCAGAAUGAUCCUCGUGCUACUUCAAGUUCUCUCGCCAGAGUUGGAGCAGGACCUCAAUGGAGAAGAACUCCCCAAGGAGGCAACCGAGCCAAAGGCCACCAAGCCACACGGAAAUAUCACUGCCGUUGCCCGUCGAAUCUUACCUGCUCUUCGCCAAUAUAACACAUGGCUCGCUGGAGAAGCAGUUAUCCUUGCACAUGUCUUCAACCCAGAUGUGAAUUUGCACGCCAAGGAGAUGUGGAACAUGUAUGCUAUGGUUCUCACAAAGUUGGUGAACUUCUUCCCUGCUGUUGGAGAGUUGCCUACAGUCCACUAUCUUCUCGAAGAGGAUGAGAUCACUGUUGGCUUCGAACCACUCCGCAACCCUGCCGUUCCCCCAGAGUGUGAUCUCUUCACGGAUAUGGAUGGUGUACCCAAGGUACGUUCUACAGACCCCGGAGUAGAGCGUUACCAUCCCAACAUUGAGAUGCAAGCUCGGAUCCGCGAUAUCCUGCUUACAGCUGCCACCAUGGAAUCGAAGGACGAAUUCCCUCUCCGUUUGAAGGCUUUAAACGGACAUCACGUUUUCACUUAUAACGCCGAUACCACGACCCUUACUAGCCCUCGCACUAUGACUAGCCCACAACAUCCAGAAGGACCUGCAUCCACCUUUGGCUCAGCACGAACAAACGGUUCCUCUUCUAAACAAAAAUCUAGCAACAACGACUAUGAUGCUGAUCAAGAAGAGAGUACCUCGGCAGCUGACAGUAUGAAUAAUGCCCAGAGAUGGGUAGAUGAUCUUACCGAACCAACUUCCCAUGCCUCUGCUUACAAUGAAACCUCGUACGGAAUGCACAGCGGUACAGCUCAAGAUGUCUUCGCCUCUAUCAAUCCUCAUGGCUAUUCAACUCGACUUCAAAGUACCCCAAAGAUGCUACCCAGUUUGACGGGAUUGUACAAUUCGGCCUUUGCACCACAAGCGCACGAGCUUCAAGCUACGAGUCCCAACCGGCCCACCAGUGCUCGCCAGCUCUCGCCACUGUCGCUUUCUACCAAGGAGAAUCGACUUUCUGCUGCUGCAACCCUAGAACAGAUGACUGGCUAUUCUACAUUCAAGACUGGCUCUGGCUAUUGGGGACGAAAUUCUUCAAGACCAGUGUCCGGCUCUUUCCAGCAACCUGUCAACGAAAUCCUUCAAGAGUCUCUUAACCAGCCGUACAUGUCUUACUCCUCUGCGUUCGCUGAUUCUAGCAGUAUGUAUGGUAACACUCCACAGACCUAUAAUCGCCUAAAUGGAGGCUCCUUGACAGGCAAUAGUUUCCCUACUGGUAAUGGAAAUUCGACAAUCUACGGUGGUGCUAGCGAUUUCGACACAGACCUCAUGCUUCGAAGCUCGCUUGCGAAUGGCGGUCAGUCAGGUUGGACCCAAAACUUCCAAACUCCUCCUGGUGGACAAGGUGGUUGA